UAAGUAGAGGCUUUUACAUAAACGUAACAAGAAACUGAACCGCGCUAUAAAUACCUGAAGCCCAAAGGGACCAAGAUAUUUCUCUUCGAAACACUGCCAGGUUCACAGUUAUUCUGUUACAGGACAACGCCACAAUGAGAGCAGUCAGUGUUUGCCUGAUCCUAUUUCUUGUGACGGCUCAUAUGUCCGUCGCCAAGAUCCUCACUAAGUGCCAACUCCUGCAGGAGCUGAAGAAGCACAACGUUGCAAAAAACGAUUUAGCAACAUGGGUGUGUAUAGCUCAGCAUGAGAGCUCUCUGAAUACGGCAGCUAAGGGCGGACCCAACACGGACAGAAGUUAUGACAAUGGGAUAUUCCAGAUCAACGACAGAUACUGGUGCAGAGAAAACGGCGUAGGCGGAAGUUGCAACAUUAAUUGUGCAGAUCUCAGAAAGAGCAACCUGGCCAAUGAUAUCAAAUGCGCAUUGAAAAUCAGGAAGUCUCAAGGAUUUAAGGCUUGGAUCACUUACUCGAAAUAUUGCACCAAGGCUUCCUUGCCCAGAUGUUGAACUGGCCUCCGCAAUCCACUGGCUUAAUCAGAAUUUAAGGAAAACCAAUCAGGCCAAAUAACAAUGGAAAAUGACCGCAAUGCAUUAACUUCUAUACACACAGCUCAUCAGCGUUUAUUCUAAAUUAAUUUUGGAAGAGAAUGUGUUUCAUGUUCACCAAGUGUUCCUUGUGUGACAUAUCAUUAAAAUGUAUAGAAGUUCUUAAACAGGGACAUUCUUAAUAUUUAAAUCGUCUAACAACCUCUCAUUUUUCUUCCCUGUUUAAUAAAAUAACAGACCUCUAAGGAAAUGCAAUAAAAUUGUUCACAUAUAAUUUGGGCAGAAAAAAAAUUCUAUUGUAUUUUCAAAAUAAAAGAGAGAAACACGUAGCAUAUAUAUCACUAAAUGUUGGAAUGUAAUAUUUUGUGUUUCUUCACAGUUCCUUCCCCAUUGCGAAUUUAAGUGUGUUGUUUAAAAAAUUUAAGUCAAUAACAUUAAAUAUAUUUUUAACAAUAAGCUGUAACAUACCAUUUAAAAUAUACCAAAUAAAGUUUUGUUUCUUUGCAA
Molecule: messenger RNA, 1094 nt
Organism: Cryptotermes secundus
Lineage: Eukaryota; Metazoa; Arthropoda; Insecta; Blattodea; Kalotermitidae
Product: lysozyme 1B-like
Exons: 5
Coding region: 135-548 (137 amino acids)
Source: RefSeq, a predicted model, not a curated record